AAAAAUGGGAAAGCCAAGAUUCGGCGGAAAAGAAAGAAGCGAAAACAUUGAAUCCCUUUUUUGUUUAUCUGGAUGCAGAUGCGUGCAACAUUCUCCUGCAAAGUGAUCUUGUCGGAGUACCUAAUAGUCAUUUUGUGGUUACCAAGAAGUUUUCUAAAAAGAAACUUAUUUUUUCCUUG
Messenger RNA from Acaulospora morrowiae, 179 nucleotides. NCBI's taxonomy places the organism in Eukaryota, Fungi, Glomeromycota, Glomeromycetes, Diversisporales, Acaulosporaceae. The record is from the annotation of a GenBank genome assembly.